Saitoella complicata NRRL Y-17804 is the source of this 1497-nucleotide messenger RNA. RefSeq lists its product as uncharacterized. The coding region runs from base 1 to 1497 and encodes 498 amino acids. Lineage: Eukaryota; Fungi; Ascomycota; Saitoellomycetes; Saitoellales; Saitoellaceae. Gene Ontology annotation, cellular component: mitochondrion. The transcript has 3 exons. Gene Ontology annotation, molecular function: ATP binding; methylcrotonoyl-CoA carboxylase activity; metal ion binding. The record is from RefSeq and is a predicted model, not a curated record.
AUGGAGGGCCUAGCAAUUCCUCCUUACACGCCUACCCAUCCAGACACCCAUCAACCACUCAUCCGACGUAUCCUCAUCGCCAAUCGUUCGGAAAUCGCUGUCCGAAUUAUCCGAGCAUGUCAGCAAAUUGGGAUUACCAGUGUAGCUGUCUACACUGACGCUGAUGGAGGCGCGCCUCAUGUCAAGUUGGCAGAUGAAGCCAUCUUCAUAGGGAGGAUCGAGGGGAGUAAGGUGCACCCUCAUCAGGAUAUCAAGUUGUUGGUCAACAUGGCCAAGAAAGCCAAAGCGGAUGCUAUUCAUCCAGGCUACGGCUACCUCUCCGAGAAUGCAGCCUUUGCACAAGCCGUUCAGGACGCUGGCCUCAUCUUCAUCGGCCCCUCUCCAUCCAGCAUCUCCCUCCUCGGUGACAAGAAGUCAGCUAAAGAGUACCUCAUGACACAUGCAAAGCACGUGCCUCUGAUCCCGGGUUACUCCGAUGAAGAACAAGUACCCUCACAUUUAGCCGCCAAGGCCUGUGAAAUCGGGUUCCCAGUUCUCAUCAAGGCCGCUUCCGGCGGUGGUGGAAAGGGCAUGCGAAUUAUCCGCUCAGAGCAAGGGGAUCUGGAGGGUGUAAUUAAAGCUGCGCAGCAGGAGGCCGGUAGGCAUUUCGGUGGUGAUGAGCGUGUCUUGGUGGAGAAGUAUGUGGACGGCGGCAAACAUGUCGAAGUUCAGAUAUUCGGAGACAAUGCUAAGACACCGGGUGGUAAGGUUUGGGUGCUUGGUGAACGUGAAUGCUCAGUUCAGCGCCGUCACCAAAAGGUGGUCGAGGAAUCGCCGUCUCCUCUCCUCUCCUCGGAGACUCGGGCAGCCAUGUUCCGCGCCGCCCAAGAAAUCGGUGAACUUCUCAAAUAUGAGGGUGCCGGUACAGUUGAGUUCAUCCUCGACCCUCCUACUCAGAAAUUCUACUUCUUGGAAGUGAACACUCGCAUCCAGGUCGAGCAUACGAUCACCGAACAAGUAACCGGCCUUGACCUCGUCACCCACCAAAUCUUUGUCGCUGGAGGCGGUAAACUAGCAGACUGCCCACAACUCGCAAACCUCCAAAUCAGAGGCCACGCCAUCGAAGCUCGUCUCUGUGCCGAAAAUCCGGCGAUGGAUUUUGCCCCUUGCACGGGGACUAUCAGACUCUUCGCAACCCCGGAAGAGGACCGUGCGAAUCCGAUCCUGGGUUUAAGGCUCGAUACGGGUGUUGAGACUGGUUCACAGAUUACAAGUCACUUUGAUUCAAUGAUUGCGAAGAUCACUGUGUAUGCUCCUACUCGUGAGCAGGCCAUUGAGAAGCUGGCGUUGGUGUUGAGGAAGACGGCAUGUCUCGGCGUUAUCACGAACCUUGAAUUUAUCAGUGCCAUCAUUCAACACGCCGAGUUCCGGAGUGGACGGUAUACGACGAACUUCAUUGAGGAGAACAUCGACGAGCUGCUUGCUAGUUCUAGGGGAAUACUUGUCGGCGAUCCCUAG